Klebsormidium nitens is the source of this 2252-nucleotide messenger RNA. Lineage: Eukaryota; Viridiplantae; Streptophyta; Klebsormidiophyceae; Klebsormidiales; Klebsormidiaceae. The record is from the annotation of a GenBank genome assembly.
CGAUGACAAUUUCGGACUCUGAUGAGCGCUGUCCUCGAAAUCUCCUUGUGAACCCACGGAGGCUGGAACUUGCAAGGCGCCGCUGGAAGCAACGCCCUGUAGGGGGAGCUAGGUAGCUGGGGUGCAGCUGGCAAACUCCUCGCGUCCUCCUGCCCGUACCACCAACGUCCUCUGACCCGCUCUAAUCAUGGCGGUCUCGCUGACGCAGCGGCUGGUGGUCCCCUCCACUGGGGCAGCAUUGAGUCCUUAUGCGGCCAGCUCAAGCGGCGAUAGGGUCCGAUCAAAGCGGUCGCAUAGGCACCCGGCAGCUGGCAUGUCACAUCCUAUCAACCUGUCUUCACCCCACCAUAAAAUUGGGCCCAGCGGCCCGUCUCGAAACUCUGCGCGUUCUCUAGCAGCUCUCAGAGAAAGUCAACACGUUUGCUUGCAAGCGCAUGGCUUCUUUGGAAGCAAGCUGCCCCUCUCCGCUGACUCGCCAGAAAGUGGCACAACAACAAAGUUUAGAAACAUCAGAAUGUCAGCAGCGGGGGGCUCCGGCCGGCCCCACAGCCCAAUUGACCCCGUGGAAAGCCCUCGCACUCAGCCUGCGGACAACUUAAGUGAUGCGCUUGGGAGAAUUGUGGGUCACCCGAGCGGGUCACUAGUGGGCGCGUUGGCCGUGGCGGCCUGGAAAGGCAUCACAAAGAACACGGCUGAGACGGUGGAGCUAUUUCGAGAUCUGCCGCCAUCAGAUUUGACUGACACAGUGGCGCCGGAGGCCCUGGCGGACCCUGACAGCAAGUUUGUGGAUGUGGGCAAAGUGAGAGUGCACUACAAGGAGUACACAAAACAGGGCCUCUCGCCAACAGAGGCGCAGCGGUUACCUACUAUCCUGCUCCUUCAUGGAUUCGCGGGCAGUACCUGGUCAUUCCGUAAAGUGAUGGCGGACAUGGCUGAGGCUCUAGACGGCCACCGGGUCAUCGCCUUUGACCGGCCCCCGUUCGGCCUGACUAGCAGGCCUUUGGACGUCCAGCCGGGCGCUCCGGACAACCCGUACACGGCGGAGGGGGCUGCUCGGCUGAUGCUGGCUCUGAUGGACACGUUGAAAAUCGACAAGGCCGUCGCCAUGGGGCACUCAGCGGGUGCGCCCAUUGUGCUUGACGCCGCCCUUCUGGCCCCCGAGCGUAUAACGGCGCUCGGCCUCCUUGCACCGGCCGUGUUCGUGGACAAGUCGGCACUCUCCCGAGGAGGGCUGUACGCGCAGCUCCGGUUGUUGUACACUCGCGCCCUGCUCAGCACUCCCGGCGUGGGCCUGAAUUACAUUCGUCAGAUGUACCGAAAGCGGCGGGCGGAAGUAAACAAAGGCGCAAUGACGUAUGCUGAUGCCGACAAGGUCACGAACGAGGACAUCGAGGGUUACCUGAAGCCCAUGAUGGCUCACGACUGGGACCGCGCGUCGCUCCUCCAGUUCCAGAGCUUCGGCUUCGAGCCUGUGGGCGACCGCAUCAAAGACCUCAAAGUGCCCGUGCUGAUUCUGCAAGGCGACUUGGACAAGGCCGUCCCCGUGCAGGCCGCCCGCUCGCUUGCCGCCGUUCUCCGUGACGUCACGGAGACGUCAUACGUGGAACUAAAUAACUGCGGACAUCAGCCAAUGGAGGAGUUUCCCGAGGUCUUCGUUGAGAAGGUCACCGACUUUCUGCAAUCGCUCCCCGACAAAGUGCCAGCUGCGCGCGCCACCCCAAGAAGGGACAUUGAUCUCGAGACGCGAGUGCCGGUCCUUGGACCGGACGUGACGUCAGUCGAGGCUGCGCCUACGUCACUGUAAAGCAGCACCUACACUCAUUCAUUUGUACAUUCUUUGUAAAGAAGCUUCCGAGUCGACGCCCCGACUCGGCUGUGAUAUAGCUGCCGGCCGCAAUACCGCUUUGCAUAAGCUUGCAAAAACGCCACGGAACGAGAUCAGGCUUGGGCAUAGAUUUACAUACACGUUGCAGAACGCAAUCUGGUUGAACACUUCGCUUGAAAUGAAGCACUAAAGUAACGUCUUGGAGCACGGUUUGUAGAGCCUGUGUAAGACUUGCCUCUGCAUGGAUUGGACCAAUUCAGGAAGUUGAUUUCGUGCGUGGUUGGACAGGCAGGCCGGCCGCUUGCAGUGACCCGCUGUGAGCGAGGUGCUCUGGCCGUUGCUCGCGGGUCACUGCAUGUGUGAAGCGGUGUCCGUCAAGAUUCGCAGAGGAACAAGCAAGUCGGAAAUGCUUAUUCGUCACCCAGGG